AUGCAAAAAGUCGAAGAAAUAAUUACUGAAGAGAAUGCCUUAUAUUCUAAUAGGGUAUUUGAAUACUUGACAUCAUUAAAAGGAUUGAAUUAGAAAGAAAAAGUUGUUUAAGUUGAUCUAGAAACAGCUUUUUUAAUUGAUUUCUCUGUCAAAGAGUUAGAAGAUGAUGAAGAGGAGAGCAAAUAAUUCUUAGAGUCAGAUCAAUUUCUUACCUAUGUGAGAAGAGGAUGCACAUUUAUUAGAUAUCCAAAAGAUAAAAAUGUUUAUCUUCUAAGAAAAGGCUAUUAAAAAUUUUGUUAUUAGAGCAGCAUUCCAUAGAAAGUAUGUGAUGUAUUCGAUCUGGACUAAUUUAAUAGAAAAACCUCGCUUUUAGAAAAAUUUUAGUCAAUUAAUUUACAGAGAACAAAUAAAGAGGAUGGAUCUAAUGUAUAAAUUUCAUGGUGUGCUAAAUUAAAUUGUUGGGUUAUCUGUUCUAAAAAUGAAGCUUACCUUAUCAAAAACUUAAGCAAAAAAUAUCUGGAUAAGCUAUAACCAGUCAUUGUUGAAAUGGCUAAGCUUUGGUUCAAAUUUAUUGAUACUUUGCCCAAAGAGAAAUUAGCUAUUUUACAAGAAUUUUGUUCCAAUAAAACUUUGAUUGGUGAAAUAUGUGGUGCUAACAAACAUUUAAAAUAAUAUGUUACUUACAAAGAAGAAUAACUGGUUUUCUUAUCUAUUGUUGAUAAUUUUAGUGAUCAAAUUUGCUAUACUCCAAUUGAAUCAGCUUAAAUUUUAAAUGAUUUUGGAUUGAAUACUGUCAAAAUUUAAUAGACUGGAGAAAUAGCUUCUUAUGAAGAGUUAUAAAAUUAAGUUAAUAGAAUUAGGUAAGAAAUAGCAACAGGAUCUUUUGAAAAUUAUGGAGAAGGAGAAGUAUUAUAUUACUGCAUUACAGAUAAGGAAUAAAAAAAGACAGUUGUUUUAAUGGAAAAAAUUAAAACCUUUGAAUAUUCUUUAUUCAAAGCCAUUAUUAGGCUAAUGCCAUGCACUUUCAAAAAGAAUAAAAAUUAAGAAUUUAAUCUUAAAAAAGUUUAGUAUGCAGAAGAAAACUUAUUGAAAUACAUUGAAAAAGUAAAAGAGAAAUUUUUUAUGUAUGGUAGCUUAGAAUUAUAUUAUAAAAUGGUAAAAUAAGUUAUUUAGUUUUACUUGGUGGGAGGAUAAGUUGAUUUAUUAAGGUUCUAAGAAUAUUUUAUUUCAUUUAAAUAUAUUUUGCAAAAAGAGCAAAUAAUUAAUCAAGAGAAUCUGCUUUUAGAAUUGAAAAAUACUUUCGGAAUAGACAUUUUAAAAGAAUAGUAAGAAAAAAUAGAUAAAAUUGAGAAGGAAAAACAAUUAAUAUCUGAAAAAAAAGCAAAUAAACUUCAGCUUCUAUCCACCAAAAAAGAUGAAAGUGUACAAAAAGAUGCAACUAAUAUUUUUUAACUAAAAAAAAUAUUUGAAUGA
Messenger RNA from Tetrahymena thermophila SB210, 1473 nucleotides. RefSeq lists its product as hypothetical. Lineage: Eukaryota; Ciliophora; Oligohymenophorea; Hymenostomatida; Tetrahymenidae. The transcript has a single exon. The record is from RefSeq and is a predicted model, not a curated record.